UCAGCUGCCGUCGUGUCGGGAUUGGAAUGUUACUGACUAACAAUCGGAACAACUGAGCACUCGGUAAUUGGACACUAGGAUCAAGGAAUCCGGUCUUUUUGAACCUUUUUUCCUCGGCUGUCUGCUCAGUGAGAGGUGAGCGUCUGUUUCCCCCUUCGUAUCGACCGGAGAACUUCGCCCGCUGUGGAGGCUUUGUAUUGUAAAAAAGAAGAAGCAAAGCGCGUAUGAGGCAGUGAGGGGAGGUUGUGAGAAAUAAGAAGAGAAAUGCAGGGAUUCGUCAGGUUACAGUUGCACCGCUGAUCUGUCCCCCCCUGCGCAACGACGCUUCCUUUCCCCCUUUUUUUUUUUUUUUUUUUGCUUUCUCUUCACUACGGGACCAUGGAGUGAUAAAACACGGGGAAUAGGACGACUACAGCUUGAGGCGUCUGGAUCUGGAUCCGGCGCGGCAAGCCACACCGACUGGGAUUUUUGACUCAGCCUGGUCAAUGUGUGACCGAGUUUAACAUCCAAAUCGGGGGUAUACCUUUUCCUUUCUCCGUCUGGGAGAGCCUCGGGGACCCCUGCCGCUGUUCAGCCGGGGGGGAAGAGAGAGUUCCCAGACGGCUGUCGGACAGUUUUUUCCUUUCCAUUUGAAUAGCUCCACACAGACGGGCUGAAUGAGGGCGAGAAGAAGCGCAGGGGAAGCGACACUCGUGUGCAUGUGAUUGUGUCCGAGAGGGUCCGGGCAGAACUGUGCGAUAUGGUGAAACUCUACAGAAGAGGGAGAACGGGAAAAUACUUUUAUUAAAAAAAAGAAAAUCGCCCACAUGCACUGGAUCAAUUGCUGGAUUUGGGAACCGAAUACGCAGAAGGGGGGUUGGGGAUCCGUGGAGGCUGCCGGAGGAUGGAGCGGUGUAGCCGGGGUUGGUGAGAGCCUAACUUCGGGCUACUUUGCAUUUCUUAUUCCUACACGACUCGCCCCUGUUCCCAGGACACAUGCAGGCCAAAAAACGCUACCUGAUCCUGCUCUCCGCCGGUGCAUGUCUGGUGCUUCUCUUCUACCUCGCAGGGGUUCAGCUUCCAGCGGCGAGCAGGAGCCGGCAUGACCGCAGCCGGAACGGAUACCGGCCCGAGCAGCCCUGGCCCCACUUCUCGGACCCUUUACACCUUUUCUUGCCCUGGGACCAGAUGGACACCGAGGAGUACAACCUGCACAUAUCUCCGCGGCAGAAGAGGGACGUCAACACGAGUGUUUACAAAGGCAAGCGGUGCCGCAUGGACUCCUGCUUCGACUUCUCCCAGUGUCAGAAGAACGGAUUCAAAGUUUACGUUUACCCGCAGCAGAAGGGGGAGAAGAUCUCGGAGAGUUAUCAGAAUAUUUUAUCCACCAUCGAGGGGUCCCGGUUUUACACCUCGGACCCGGGGCAGGCUUGUCUGUUCGUCCUGAGCUUGGACACUCUGGACCGGGACCAGCUGUCCCCGCAAUACGUCCACAACCUGAAAACCAAGGUCCAGAACCUGCCCCUGUGGAACGACGGCAGGAACCACCUCAUAUUUAACUUGUACUCGGGGACGUGGCCGGACUACACGGAAGACCUGGGCUUCGACAUCGGCCAGGCGAUGUUGGCCAAAGCCAGCAUCAGCACCGAGAACUUCAGGCCCAACUUCGACGUCUCCAUCCCCCUCUUCUCCAAAGAGCACCCGAGGACCGGGGGAGAGAGGGGCUUCCUCAAGUAUAACUCCAUCCCGCCUUUCAGAAAGUACAUGCUGGUGUUCAAGGGGAAGCGCUACCUGACAGGUAUCGGCUCGGACACCAGGAAUGCCUUACAUCACGUCCACAACGCGGAGGACGUGGUGCUGCUCACCACCUGCAAGCACGGCAAGGACUGGCAGAAGCACAAGGACGCCCGCUGUGACAAGGACAACGCCGAGUAUGACAAGUACGACUACAAGGAGAUGCUCCACAACUCCACCUUCUGUUUGGUGCCCCGCGGCAGAAGACUGGGCUCCUUUCGCUUCCUCGAGGCUCUGCAGGCUGCAUGUGUGCCUGUGAUGCUGAGUAACGGCUGGGAGCUGCCUUUCUCCGAGAUCAUCGACUGGAACACAGCCGCAGUCAUCGGCGACGAGAGGCUCCUGCUGCAGAUUCCCACCACCGUGCGCUCCAUCCACCAGGAUAAGAUCCUGUCCCUCAGACAGCAGACUCAGUUCCUCUGGGAGGCCUACUUCUCCUCUGUGGAAAAGAUUGUGCUGUCCACACUGGAGAUCAUCCAGGACCGAGUGUUGGAGCACAGCUCCAGGAGCAGCCUGAUGUGGAACAGUCACCCUGGGGGGCUCUUUGCCUUGCCGCAGUACUCUGGAUACCUGGGAGACUUCCCCUUCUACUACGCCACGCUGGGUAUUAAGCCGUACCCAAAGUUCACAGCCGUCAUCCAUGCCGUCUCCCCUCUCGUGUCCCAGUCCCAGCCCAUCCUCAAGCUGCUGGUAGCUGUGGCCAAGUCCCAGUACUGUGCGCAGAUCAUCGUCCUGUGGAACUGUGACAAACCUCUCCCUGCCAAACACCGCUGGCCUGCCACCUCAGUGCCCGUCAUCGUCAUCGAGGGGGAGAAUAAGGUGAUGAGCAGUCGUUUCCUGCCCUACGAGACCAUCGUGACCGAUGCCGUCCUCAGCCUGGAUGAAGACACAGUGCUGUCCACCACAGAGGUGGAUUUUGCCUUCACAGUCUGGCAGAGUUUUCCAGAGCGAAUUGUUGGCUACCCCGCUCGCAGCCACUUCUGGGACAGCAACAAGGAGCGUUGGGGUUACACAUCCAAAUGGACCAACGAUUACUCGAUGGUGCUCACUGGGGCCGCCAUCUAUCACAGGUACUACCAUCACCUGUACACCAACUACUUACCCACGAGUCUGAAGAGCAUGGUGGACCAGCUGGCCAACUGUGAGGACAUCCUGAUGAACUUCCUGGUCUCUGCUGUCACCAAGCUGCCGCCCAUCAAGGUCACACAGAAGAAACAGUACAAGGAGACCAUGAUGGGACAGUCCUCGAGGGCGUCUCGCUGGGCCGACCCGGACCACUUUGCCCAGCGGCAGACCUGCAUGAACAAGUUCGCCAGCUGGUUUGGCGCCAUGCCUCUGGUCCACUCCCAGAUGAGACUGGACCCCGUCCUGUUCAAAGACCAGGUCUCCAUCCUCCGCAAGAAAUACAGGGACAUCGAGAGGCUCUGACAGGACCGGCGCCCCCUCGGGGGAGACCCCACGCAGGGGGAGGCGCGAGAGAGAGACUCGGUGGAGAGUAGAAGGACCGCAGCGGGACGGACGGCGGGCGACGCGGCUCUGUCUUCCACUCAGCACAUUGCCAACGACCACAGCACGGGAAACGGAUGAAUAGGAAACAAGCAGAUGGGCGUUUGGAUACGAGAAAAACACACAAACAAAAGCCGCAAACACAGACAAAAGAGGAGUACACAAACUGACGGACAAGCCAAACAGCUCUGUGUGUUUUUUUUUUUUUUCAAAUGUGCAAACAUGCAGCGCUCACUACUGACGACGAGAACUCUUGGAUAGAAUAUUUUUUGUACAACAUCGACGACAUUGACUAUUCCUGCUCUCUCGGCACAUGUGCAGGAUGGUAGAAGAGGGGAGGUGAUUGCAAACCUGGCAACACCACCCACCAUGAAUUGUACCGGUCGACUCUACCCCCCCCCCCCCCUCCCCCCCCCCUCCUCUGCAUCAGGACAUAAUACUGGACUCAUAAGCAAACUCCAGCUGUUACGAGCUGAUUUGAUUUCUGUACAAAUCAGCUCGCCUGGUAUCACUGUUGACCCUUUCUUCUUCUUCUUCUUCUUCUUCUGUGAGAGGUUCUAAAGCAGAGAGUCAUCACUUUAAUGUUUCCACUCUCAAAGGUAGAACAUGUAAACAGCAGAGUCCGACCUGUUCUCACGGAGCCCUGACAAGGUUGGGAUAUCAAAGCAGACAUUAUUUCCUGAGAUUUUAGUAAUCGACACACAUGCUUGAGCCUGAAAACAUCCCGCCGCUCAUUCCUCCAUAUUGCUUUUAUAACGGCCUAUCUGCUUUUUCUGUUAUCACCGUUAGAUAAGUUAGAAAAACAUCUCGUUUCAUAUCCCAUUUUCCCCGCUUGUUGUACUUCUCUCAUCAGUUUUUUUUUCUUCUUCUUCUGCUUUCAUCUUCUUUUAUUUCUCCCCUUCCAACUCUAUGUACUUUCACUCCUCUGUAUGUGUGUGUGAAUGUGUGUGUGUGUGUGUGUGUGUGUGUGUGUACAGAGCCUUGAAAAGUUGGCUCAUCCAACCAUAAGCUCAAGCAGAGUACAUUUUCCCUCCGAUGGAAUGAGCAAAAUGAACAUUUCUGGAUGAAAUGGAGCAGAACGUUGCAUUCUAACCCAAACUCAUUUCGCCCAUUUAUUUUUUUUCCCUUCAAAGUCCUCGGAGCUUUUUUCCCCUUAAACGGGCAAAAUGGAAUCAAAUCUCAGACCAUAGCAGGUCUUUAGUGACCUGUGUUAUUUUACAGGAGUGCUUGUAAAGAGUUUUUUUCAUCAGUGCCAAUGUGACAUCAGGGUCUGCCUUUAAAAGUUGUUUUAUUGCACAUUACGUUGCCUACAUCGCUUUGAGACGCCUAGAUGCUCUCGCGUUUCAAUAUCGAGUCAUCAGUCCAACGCGGGCUCACCCCCGCUGUCGGGUACUUUGUCCCCCUUUUUUUCCGUGACAUAUCAGAGGUCGUUAAAGUGACAGAGGGUUUUCUCCUCCAUUCGUCACUCUAGAGAGAUGCACGUUUUUUUUCUUCCCGCUUCAAUUAGGUGAACCUAUUUCAUUUGGAGUGCUGUUUUUAUUCCCAGGGGACGAGCUGUUGAUGAAACACUCUCACAUUAUGGACCAUUGUGUUGUGAAAGCAGUGACCCACAAACAUGACCUGCUAGCUAAUGCUAGCCUUGGGAGGACACCUUCCCCCCCCCCUUCCCCCCCCCCUCACAUCACAUCAAACCGCCUGACAGUUUGCACCUUAAAUAACGUCGUUUAUAUUGAACAGCCCGGAUCAAAAAAACGCCAUCUCUCCACCCUUAAGUGAUCGUUUCUAAGAGGACACGGCGAGCUGAAACACGGCUGUCAUUAGGGACGGCGUGCAGCGUGCGGGGCCGAGAGCACAGGCGGUCCACUCUCACACUUAGUUUGCAGACACUUGAAUGAAAGCAGCAUGCUUUUAGUGGCCUUUCUGUCGGGCAGACGUUCAGUUUUUAAUGUGUCUGCCGAAAGCUGCUCAGUGUGAGUGUGUUAGUCGACAUCAUCAUCAGCACACGUUCAUCGACUGUUUGACUUUUAUUUUCAUCCGUUUUAAAUGUUUUAUCGACACAUGUUUUAUGUAUUCUAACGUCUUCUCAACAAAGAGUCAUAUUCAAGAAAACUACUGUUUCAUAUCAAAGCUGGUUUUUAUCUUCUUCAUGUUUGUUUGUAUUCUUUUAUUCUGGGACUCAAAGUUUGGAUUUUGUACUGGUUUGCCAGGAGAGAUUUUAUGAUCUGUUUUAAUGUUCACUCGUCUACGGCGCAUGACUCUGGGAAAAAAAUGUGCUCCUCUUCCCGUUUGCAUCUGGUCCCGUGUUUUUCCCCGUACUGUUUCAAUCCAUAUCAAGGUUUUUUUUUUUAAUGUUUGAUCAUUAGAAUCAAUGUUGUUGAUCAUCUCAAUGAGAACCAUGUCCCCCCUGGCUUUGCAAGAUAUUCCACACUAAAAAAGAGACCAUCCAUUCAAGCCCGUGCCACAUCUCAGCACUGUACAUAGAUACACGUAUAUUUAUUUUUAUUGGGAAAAAAAAAGAACAAAAAAGGACUGUGUACGAUUUUGAGAUGACGUGGCGAAGAACAUAAGACUGAUCCUGCAUCGCUGAGGGGAGUUAAUGGUAUUUAUUCAGUUUAUUUUCUACACGCUGUGCACAUUAAUCCACAAAGAUGCCAAUAAACAGCUCAUAUUGUGUUUCACUCUGCAGAGGUUUUCUUGGCCGACGAAUCCCGCUCGAUCUUAAAACAAAAAACUUUGCAACAAAAAAAAAUUGCAUACGGCCGAUGAUUUGGAUUUGGACGCAGCAUCUUUGGCUCUCUGCGGGAGUCAAAUUGCAAAGUCCCAAUGAAAAUCUGCGCCAACCGAAACAUGGAAAAUGAUAAGCAGCUGGGUCCUCUGAAGCAGAUGGAAACAUUUUUCAGACGCUGCUGUGACAUCGUCCCCUCGAGCUCUAAAAGAAUGGCUGAGGCGGUGACACUUUGAGGGGUUUCAAUUGGAUUUUUCUUUUCAGGUCAAGAAUCUUGGCUCUCAAAUCUUCCAGUCGGCGUAGUUUAAAGUUCAUCGGGUCCAGAGCUCGUUUGGGAUUUAGGCCAACCGGGAAAACCUCUGCAUCCGCUUCAAAAUGCCUCUUGUCAUGUCAUGUCAUGUCGUGUGAUCAGGGGGGAACUUUAUGCAAGUUAUCAUUUUGUGCUUCAAAACAGAUGGAUGAAGGUUUACCCAAAAUGUGCCAGGCAGUCGGUGUUUAUAGAAAAAGAGUCUGUUCUUGAUUUUGUGCCUUUUAUCAACAUGUGAGUUCUCGACAUGGCGAGCGCUGUCGUGUUGUUUUCAAGUCAACGGGCGGCGACAGCAACAGUCCUGCUUUCAUACACUGGAUGAGUCACAGCCUCCAUUCUUCUUAGCUUAAAAAGAAAACGCGCCCCCCCCCCAUUUUCAUCCUUGUGUUUUGGACACUGUUGCCAAGGCGACGACGACGACGACGACGUAUGACCACUUCCUGUUUGGGAUUAUUUAUCAGAGAUUGUCUGCAUCACGUCAGCAGUUCCAGUUCUGUCUGUUGAUGUGAAACGGACUCGGGUCGGGCCCAGCUGUCCUGAUGCCUUCUCCUCCCUCCUACCUUGUAAUUAACAGAAGACUUUUAUAGAGGUCACAAAUGAAAUAGAUAAAUGCCAAUUUUGUAAGAAUGAUUUAUAAAAAAAAUAAACUCAUAUUUGAUGAUAA
Messenger RNA from Labrus mixtus (cuckoo wrasse), 6972 nucleotides. RefSeq names its product exostosin glycosyltransferase 1b (gene ext1b). Gene Ontology annotation, molecular function: glycosyltransferase activity. NCBI's taxonomy places the organism in Eukaryota, Metazoa, Chordata, Actinopteri, Labriformes, Labridae. The coding region runs from base 976 to 3198 and encodes 740 amino acids. The transcript is spliced from 11 exons. The record is from RefSeq and is a predicted model, not a curated record. Gene Ontology annotation, cellular component: membrane.